Messenger RNA from Tachysurus fulvidraco (yellow catfish), 1088 nucleotides. Its product is annotated as antigen WC1.1-like. NCBI's taxonomy places the organism in Eukaryota, Metazoa, Chordata, Actinopteri, Siluriformes, Bagridae. Gene Ontology annotation, cellular component: membrane. Bases 231 to 1088 code for a protein of 285 amino acids. The transcript is spliced from 4 exons. The record is from RefSeq and is a predicted model, not a curated record.
GAGCUCUGUUCAUCAGUCACACACCACAGAGACAGGAGGUGGAGCUCUGUUCAUCAGCUCUGACGUUAUUUUGAUAUAUAUGGAGAAAGUGAAAGAUGCCUCAUCUGAUUUGUUAUUGAGGCUGUGUGAUGAUUUCCUCUCGACUUUCUAAUAAGGUAACAGUGAGUGUGAUUGGCGGCCGUCUCUCUCCCUCUGUCUGUCUCUCUGUCUGUCUCUCUGUAGGGGGCUGAAUGAGGGGAUACACUUCUCUCAGUCUCUCUGGGCGAGUGGAGGUGAACACAUCGUGUACAGCGAGGAGGGAGAUGGAAAUCUGUCUGACUUUAAUUCUUCUCUCAUCCACACUCACACUCACAGCAGCUGAUCCCAGCUCCAUCAGGCUGGUUGGUUCUGGGGGAGACUGUGCAGGAAGGCUGGAGGUUUUCCACAGCGGCUCGUGGGGGACUGUAUGUGAUGACUCGUGGGGUAUUGAGGAUGCUCAGGUGGUGUGCAGACAGCUGCAGUGUGGAGAGGCCCUCAGUAACCACAUACCAGCCUGGUUUGGUCCUGGAACUGGGUCCAUAUGGCUGAAUGAGGUGGAGUGUGAGGGGAACGAGAACUCCCUGUGGAACUGCAGAUAUCAGCUGUGUGAAGAGGGUGAAUGUGGACACCAUGAGGACGUAGGAGUCGUCUGCUCAGAGUUUAAAGAGAUCCGACUCACGAAGGGCUGUGAGGGGAAUCUGGAAGUGUUCUACAAUGGAACCUGGGGUAAUGUGUGUUACAAUCAGAUGGAAGAGGAGACGGCAAACAUGGUGUGUGGAGAGCUGAACUGUGGAAGACGUGGCAUUCUGUCAUACGCUGAAGCACGAGUAAAAUCUGCUCCUAACUGGCUGGAUCAUGUGAAAUGUAGGAAACACGACUCUAAUCUGUGGCAGUGUCCAUCUUCACCCUGGGGACAGAACAGAUGUAAUAAUCAUGAUGAAGUGGUUCAUAUUACCUGCACAGAUGAUGGAAAGUCUCCACGUCCACCAGGAAACUGCUCUUUACAUCCCUCUCAGAAACACUGCUCAAGUAAGGAGAAGCUUUUAGUCCUGUUCUUCAUGUGGAUUUGA